Molecule: messenger RNA, 948 nt
Organism: Scomber japonicus (chub mackerel)
Lineage: Eukaryota; Metazoa; Chordata; Actinopteri; Scombriformes; Scombridae
Product: retinol dehydrogenase 10-B-like
Exons: 5
Coding region: 1-948 (315 amino acids)
Cellular component (GO): lipid droplet
Molecular function (GO): oxidoreductase activity, acting on the CH-OH group of donors, NAD or NADP as acceptor
Source: RefSeq, a predicted model, not a curated record
AUGAUUGUUAUAGUGGACCUGUUGCUGAUGCUGAUCGACCUGAUUUACUCCAUUGUGGCAGCCGUCAUCCAGACUUUCCUCCGGCCAAGGUUGAAGAGCAUCGAUGGGGAGCUCUGUUUAAUCACAGGGGCCGGGGGCGCGCUGGGUCGGCUCUUCGCACUGGAGUUUGCCAAAGAAGGGGCGCCCCUGGUUCUGUGGGACUGCAACCAAACUGCCAACGAGGAGACCGCUAAGCUGGCGCGGGAACACGGUGUCCAGGUGCACACGUACACUGUGGACCUGUCCCGCCGCCAGAGCAUCUAUGAGACGGCGGAAAGGGUGAGAGCGGAGGUCGGGGAUGUCUCUAUACUGGUCAACAAUGCAGGCGUGGUGGCCGGACGGAGGCUGCUGGACUGUCCUGAUGAGCUUUUGGAGAGGACUCUGCUCGUAAACUGUCACGCGCUGUUCUGGAUGACAAAGGCCUUCCUGCCACAGAUGAAAGAAAAGAACCACGGCCACAUUGUAACCAUCGCCAGUGCUCUCGGACUAUUCAGCACUGCAUGUGUAGAAGAUUAUUGUGCCAGUAAAUUUGGGGCUGUUGGUUUCCACGAGUCACUGACUCACGAGCUGCUCGCAGAAGGCCUGGAUGGCAUCAAAACUACCUUAGUUUGCCCUUAUAUUGUCGACACAGGGAUGUUUGCAGGCUGUGAAAUAAGGAAGGAGCUUCGGAGUAUAAUUCCACCUCUGGAGCCUCUGUACACUGUGCAGCAGUCAAUGAAAGCCAUUUUAGCAGAGCAGCAAAUGAUCUGCAUUCCUCGUCUAAUGUACAUCCCCUUUCUGACACGAGCAUUGCUACCUUGGGAAGCAAAUGUUGCAACAUAUCGCUUCAUGGGAGGAGACAAAUGCAUGCUACCGUUCAUCAAGAAUAUUGAACAAAAAUCAUCUAACGGCCAUGUCAAAUCCUCCUAA